GUGGCGCGGGGUUACCAAAAUUCUCGAGUUCGUCAUCAUUUUGUAGGAGUGCUAUAUUAGUAGCAAACAGAUAAUAAAUUAGCAGUUAUCAUCUGACAGGCUACACAGAAACAAUUCCAUUUCUACAAUCCGUUAUUUUGGUCAUUUUAUACUUUGGCAUGUCGAUGUCUAACGGAGAUUAUGUUCGGAUACCACUUUCUGGGAGUUUUGAAGAUCAAGUGGACCAAGAACUUCAAGGGACUUUAGAACAUAAUACUAACAUUGAAAGUCCAAAAACGGAAUCAAGCCUGGGUCCUUUCAGCUUUAAGUUCUACCAACAGUACUUCGAUGUUGAUACAAGUCAGGUUCUGCAUCGUCUUGCCUCUGCAUUCAUACCUAAUCCGCGUAUAAAUUUCAUUCAACAUUCUCUGAAACCUCGAGCUGAUCUCUAUGGUCCAUUUUGGAUUUCAACUACGUUGAUGUUAGCUGCUGCCAUCGGGGGGAAUAUAUCCAACUAUUUGCAGUCACGUCGUGAGGUAUCUUCAUGGCAUUAUGAUUUUCAGAAAGUUACGCUGACAUCAACUAUCAUUUAUGUGUAUUGGUGGCUAACACCAUUGCUGUUGCAUGCAGUUAUGCACAUUCAUCGUAAAAACAAGAAACCCCAGUCAAACGAUGCUGAAAGCGAUCUCACUGACCUAUUGGAACGUUCCGACACUGAUUCAUCAUCAUUUCACAAUGCGAAAAAUGCAAAUAAAUUCUUCGAUGUUCUGUCGACCUAUGGUUAUUCAUUAGCAGUUUUCGUUCCUGUUGCAAUUUUAUGGACAAUUCAGAUUGAUAUACUACAAUGGUUAUUGUUCUUAGUUGGAAUAGGAAUUUCUGGGGCAUUCCUAGUAUUUGCUUUAAUGCCUAGUAUACGCAAAGAAUAUCCAAAGCUUGCAACACCAAUAAUGAUCGUUAUAAUUGUAGUACAUUUUGGUUUUUCAUUAGCUCUAAUGGUAAGUUGUUAAAAUUCAUGUCGUUAUUUUUAAAAUAAUUUUCAGAAUAUCAAAUAUUUAACGCAUAAUCAUUCGUAGAUAGAUUUCCAUUAAAAAAACAGUUUACAUUGUUAUUAUCUAAGGUUCUUUUACAGUGUUAUACUCCUAUUUAUCGAAUGUGUCGUAAACACUAAACAAUAAUAUAUAUUUAAACUACACAUUAUGAAAUCUACAUUAAGCGUCAGCUGAUUGAUUAGUUAUUAAAUCUCUCAACUUUUUACCACUUAGUCAUUGGUUUGAAUCCGUCGCCAUCUGAUUCGGUUUGUGUAAUAUUACUAACCGUCAUAGAGUGUUAUUCAAAGCCUAGUAUAUAAAUGUGAUAAGAAAAAAGUAAAUAAAUAAAUAACGUGAUUUUAAUUGUGCCGAAUCUUGGAAAUCUCUAUAUGGAACUCAAUUAUUUUAGUUUUGUCGAUUGGCCAGUAAUUAAGCGUUUCAGCCAAUAAUGUAUUUAUUGUCUGGAUACUGUCGCCGUAUCGGUUACCUGUAUUUGGUGAUCGGUCUCGUGUAUCGUGAUGGCUAAAUCAAGCUAUAUUGGUUGUAACACUUUCAAUUAGAGUCCUAUCAUACCAAGGAGAGUAGUAAAACUUAAAUCGGAGAAUGAAGUUGCUUUGUUGGCUGCACAAUGGUGUGACGGUACUGAGGUGUUGUCAAGACGUUUUUACCCUCUUUUUCCAUUAUGAGGUGACGAGGUUACUGCAGAUUCCGGUUGUCUAUGGAGGAACGCCUUACUGCCACCAAACCUCAAUUAGGUCACCACGAUACAGAAACUGACCAACACAUCAAAGGAUUAGCUGCGGUUGGGGUCGAAGAGUGGAUCAUAAUAACGCCGAUCUAUUCACUUUUUAUUUUCCUUUACAUCUUGAUUUUCGAUUGCCUUCUUUCAUGGAUCUCCACCUGUACUAGAUCCUCUAUCUCAUACUGGUUAUAUACAUCAACAAAAUGUUUUGGAAAAUAAUAAACAACUGUCAAAUAUCACUGUAUUAACUACUAAUAAGCCAGUAUAUCAUUAAUUCAUCUGUUAUUUUAGCUUGAGCACUGCUAUUUUAAGUAGGAAAUUUGUUAAACAACGGUAAUACUAUUAUUACUACUAACACUACUAUUAACUGUUAUAAACCUUUGUAUAGGUGCAGUUGAUUCUUUUCUUUCUGUUUGUUUAUUACUGCUUCUGUAUUGUACUAUCAUUUCCACAAUACAUAAAUGCAUGCAUAACACUGUGAUAUUCAUUGUGUUUCAUUUUUAUUUUAACUAUUUUCAAAAUAUACGGAUUACAUAGU
Molecule: messenger RNA, 2287 nt
Organism: Schistosoma mattheei
Lineage: Eukaryota; Metazoa; Platyhelminthes; Trematoda; Strigeidida; Schistosomatidae
Source: the annotation of a GenBank genome assembly